Perognathus longimembris pacificus (Pacific pocket mouse) is the source of this 486-nucleotide messenger RNA. Its product is annotated as histone H2A type 1. Gene Ontology annotation, cellular component: nucleosome. The coding region runs from base 17 to 409 and encodes 130 amino acids. The transcript has a single exon. Gene Ontology annotation, molecular function: DNA binding; protein heterodimerization activity; structural constituent of chromatin. NCBI's taxonomy places the organism in Eukaryota, Metazoa, Chordata, Mammalia, Rodentia, Heteromyidae. The record is from RefSeq and is a predicted model, not a curated record.
CAGUUGCGACUUCAUUAUGUCUGGACGUGGCAAGCAGGGAGGCAAAGCUCGCGCCAAGGCCAAGACUCGCUCUUCCCGAGCCGGCCUCCAGUUCCCCGUCGGCCGAGUCCACCGGCUGCUCCGCAAGGGCAACUAUGCCGAGCGCGUCGGCGCCGGCGCCCCGGUUUACCUGGCGGCGGUGCUGGAGUACCUGACCGCCGAGAUCCUGGAGCUGGCGGGAAACGCGGCCCGCGACAACAAGAAGACCCGCAUCAUCCCGCGCCACCUGCAGCUGGCCAUCCGCAACGACGAGGAGCUCAACAAGCUGCUGGGCAAGGUUACCAUUGCUCAGGGUGGUGUCCUGCCCAACAUCCAGGCCGUGUUGCUGCCCAAGAAGACCGAGAGCCACCACAAGGCUAAGGGCAAAUAGGAAUCUUUAAAGACCUACUUAAAGCAAAAGGCUCUUUUCAGAGCCACCUACAGCUUUAUGAAAAGAACUGCACUCUC